GGCACUUCUUUUUCUCACAGCAGAGUUUGGAAUGGGUCAGAGAGAGUGCGCUUGAUGCGAUAGCUCUCUGUCAAGACGAAACAAAGAAAAUGACCUUUUAAUUUAUAAUGAUCAUUUUAAUUCGGACUUUUUAGUUAUAGGCGUCGACGUCAUGUGCGGUUCUGCAGCGUGUUUUUAUUCACCCUAAACAAAAUUGUUUAUGGACUGGUUGCUAACAAGCUAACCUUUUUUGUUUGUUAAGAGCGACUGCCGCCUGCAGUCCGAACACUGGCUGAAAUUUAUUUCUGAACUGCCCUCUGACAUCGCGAAAGUGUAAAAAUGGAGAUCAUCGAAACUGCAAGCGACGUCAGGCCUGUUAGCCCUGAGCUUGGAGCAGGCCCUGACUCGGUCCCCAGAGUUUCCAGGCCAGCUCUGCCCGAGAUUGGGCUGAGGGGCUCCCCCUGCAUCAAAAACCUCUUCUCCCCCGGAACUACCACUGUGCUGUCUCCUGUGACUAAUUUAACACUCAACAUGGACAAUCUCGCUGUUCUCGAAGGGCAAUGUGAAACACCCAAAAGGAAGAAAAUGGAGAAAAAUGUGCCCUUGCUGAAGAUUCCAUCAUUCGCUUCCGACACCUCUUCAGAUGCAGGACUGGGCCUGGACUCUCCCAGCCCUGUUGACUCAGUUGAAGCCGAACAGAGGUUUGAGCAGGCCAUACAAAAUGCUACAAGAGUGAUAAAUGAAAGAGUGCCAAUUCGCAGGAUUAACUCAUUGCCGCUGCAGUUGCUAGGUCUCAGUCCCAAUCUGAAGAGUAAAGAUUCUGAUAUGCCUCGCUAUGGUGUCUUUAGCCAGAGCUGCACACUCAGCUUUGAUAACAAGGAGAACCUGCAUGAUACAAGUUUUGAAUUUAAGAAGCCCACCAAGCCUGUUUCUCGCUGUCGAAUGCGUUCAGCUGGAGAGACAAAGGAAGCUUUUGCUAGCCGACCCAACUCUGCUCCUGCUCUUAUGCUUUCUCCUACCUCAUCUAAUCAGCUAGCCUCACCAGAUAGUGACAGUCCCUUCACACUGCAACGCACAUCGUUCACCAGCUUUCCUAAUGAUGACGAUGAUGGCUUUUUAGAUGUGCUUGAUGAUGUGGAGACUGACUCUGAGGUACCUAUGGGAAUGGCCAGUUUGCUCACAGCUCCUCUGGUUGCUGACCAAAGCUUAGACGUUACAGACUCGCCGGUUCGAUGUCGGCCUCGGGGGCUGUUUCGUUCACCAUCGAUGCCAACAGGAUGCCGUGCGCCACUUAAAAGACCAGAUAGGCCCAGAGAUGAGAACACUCCUGUACGUGUUAAGAGGAGGAGGAGUGUUGCUGGGUCGCACGUCACUGCCAUGGAGCAGGAGGAUGCUGUUCCCCAACAGGUUCAGCGCUCAAAAUCUUUUAAUCAUACAGAGAUAGAAAGACUGUUGGAUGCUGACCCCAGUAAUGUAAUUGGAGAUUUUACCAAGCCUCCUGCCUUGCCCACAGUGGAUGGAAAACACCAAGACUUGAAAUACAUCACUCCAGAAAUUAUGUGUGCAGCAAUGAACAGACAGUUCAGUGAUGUGGUGGAAAGGCUGUUCAUCAUUGACUGUCGUUAUCCAUAUGAGUAUGAUGGAGGGCACAUCAAGGGUGCUCUAAACUUACAUCAAGAAGACCAGGUUGAGGAGUGCUUUUUCAAACAGCCCAUUCUGUCAAACUGCCCUGAAAAACGUGUGCUGCUGGUGUUCCAUUGUGAGUUUUCUUCCGAACGUGGCCCACGAAUGUGUCGCUUUGUGCGCGAGAGAGAUCGUGUCCUCAAUGACUAUCCGAAUCUCCAUUACCCUGAAUUGUACAUACUAAAGGGAGGCUACAAAGACUUUUUUCGCCUACAUAAGAUGGAAUGUGAGCCCCAGGAAUACAGGCCGAUGAUUCAUGAGGACUUUAAGGAUGAUCUGAAGAAGUUUCGCCUUAAGAGUCGGACAUGGGCCGGAGAGCGCAGCAAAAGAGACAUGUACAGCCGCCUUAAAAAGCUCUGAGGCACAAACAUGCGCUCAGGUUUACUGCCUAAUCUCACUCACACUGUGUUCACAUGAUCAGUAUGUAACAGUGACCUAAUGAAUUAUAUAUAGUAUUGUGUUGGUCAACUGCCCAUGGUCAAAAAGCACACUUACUGCCGUAACUCAAUCACAUUUUACACCAUUUUACUAUCCCAGUGGAUUACUGCUGCUGGGUUUGUCACCCCUAUCUUCUCCCCCGUUUUAGCUGAAGACCUCAAAGCACUUACCUUUCUAGUGUUUAUGGUGAAGAGUGCUCCUUUAUUAUCUGAUGCAAACAUAAUCUUUGUCCCUGCCAAUCUAGGUCUGAGCCAUUUCUACAGUUGUAAUUACAGUUUGUAUUGGAACCAGCCAGUGUUUAAAUGUUCUUAUUCAAUAAUGUACAUUCCAAUAUGGGUCAAUAUCAGUGUAUUUUAAAGAAGGUAUUUAACUGUUUUGAAAGAUUUUAACAGUUAACUAUGAAUGACCAGUGCUGUUUAAUUGUUAGAAGGCCUGGGUGUUGGAGUAAUAGUGAAUGCAGUGUGUGGGUUACUUGGCCAUUUUGCACUGCCUUUUUUUUUUUUUUUUUUAAAUAUAAAUUUAUUUCUGAUGCUGAUCCUGUAUUUUGAUAUUUACUUUGGAAGCAUAAAAUAUUAUAGGUGGUGGGAGAAACCAUUUUUUAUAGAAACUGUCUAGAACUGCACUCACUCAGAGGGACAGACUUGGCUGAUUGCUGCUGGUCAGCGUGAGAUGACCUUAAUGUUCACCAAAAUGCCCAGCAAUAAACCUGCAUGUAACUUUAGGGCUUUUGUUUAUUUUUUAUUUUUUUUUUAAUAACAAAUUGUGUAAUUUCCCCCUUCCCUAAAUGCCAUGUGUAGCAUUCCUUAAAUGAGAAAUCUGUGUGUAAGAUGGUGUAUUGAGCCUCUGUGCUUUUGGCCAUGUUUGGUCCUGUGUGUGUGCAUGUGAUCUGAUCUGUUAACUGCAAUAACAAUGUGAUAUUGGGGGAAUAAACUACUUUCAUCUAUGCGUGCAAAU
Hemibagrus wyckioides is the source of this 3054-nucleotide messenger RNA. RefSeq names its product cell division cycle 25B (gene cdc25b). Gene Ontology annotation, molecular function: protein tyrosine phosphatase activity. Gene Ontology annotation, cellular component: cytoplasm; nucleus. The record is from RefSeq and is a predicted model, not a curated record. Gene Ontology annotation, biological process: positive regulation of G2/MI transition of meiotic cell cycle; positive regulation of G2/M transition of mitotic cell cycle; G2/M transition of mitotic cell cycle. NCBI's taxonomy places the organism in Eukaryota, Metazoa, Chordata, Actinopteri, Siluriformes, Bagridae. The transcript has 15 exons. The coding region runs from base 319 to 2022 and encodes 567 amino acids.